UGAUCAUUAAAGUGACAGUAUGGAGUCCAGUGUGCUGCCUCUUAUACUCUUGCUGAUGUUUAACAGCUACUCUGAACCAACUCCAGAUAAACCUGUUCUGACUAUAAAUCCUGAAACAUCACCGAUAUUCAGAGGAGAGACUGUCACUCUCACAUGUGACAUAAAGAGAGAAACACACACUGAGUGGAGCUUCAGCUGGUUUAAAGAUGGACACAAUCACUCCUCAAACACAUCAGCUCAAGAGUUCAUUAUCAGUUAUGUGUAUGAGUCUGACAGUGGUAAUUACAGCUGUAGAGGAGAGAAAAUCAGUUACUCACAGAGAACAAACAUCAGUGAUGCUGUUACACUGACUGUAUCAGAGAUUCCUAAACCUGUUCUGACUGUAAAUCCUGAAACAUCACCGAUAUUCAGAGGAGAGACUGUCACUCUCACAUGUGACUUACAGGGGACAGAAGUGACAGACUGGACAUACAGAUUUCAGUGUGAUGGUCGUGAUGUUCAAGACUCUAAUGAGAAAGAGUUCAAGAUUACUGCAAUGAACAGCAGAAAAUGCAGGUGUUACGCUAGAAGAACAUCUAGAGGAAUCAGCACUUCCUGGAGUAAUGAAGUGUCAUUUACGGUCAUCGAUAAACCUGUUCUGACUGUAAAUCCUGAAACAUCACCGAUAUUCAGAGGAGAUACUGUCACUCUCACAUGUGACGUACAGGGGACAGAAGUGACAGACUGGACAUACAGAUGGUUUUGUGAUGGUGUUUAUUUUCAAAACUUUUAUGAGAAAGAGUUCAAGAUUCCUGCAAUGUACAGCGGAUACAAUAAAUGCAAGUGUAUCGCUAGAAGAACAUCUACACAAUUCAGCACUUCCUGGAGUGAUGAAGUGUCAUUUCGUGUCAUCGAUAAACCUGUUCUGACUGUAAAUCCUGAAACAUCACCGAUAUUCAGAGGAGAGACUGUCACUCUCACAUGUGACGUACAGGGGACAGAAGUGACAGACUGGACAUACAGAUGGUAUUGUGAAGGUGUUUAUGUUCAAGGCUUUUAUGAGAAAGAGUUCAAGAUUCCUGCAAUGUACAGCGGAUACAGUAAAUGGAGGUGUUACACUAUCAGCACAUCUAGAGGAAUCUACACUGUAGAUGCUGAAGUGUCAUUUACUGUCAUCGAGAGACCAAAACCUGAAGUGCGUGUAAAUCCAGAUCAUCAUGUGUUCAGAGGAGAGACAGUCACUCUCACAUGUGACAUACAGACACAAACACACACUGAGUGGAGAUACAGCUGGAUUAAAGAUGAUUCAGUCAAUCCAGUCAGCACUGAGAGAGUGUACAGAAUCACAUCUGACAAAUCUCACAGUGGUAAAUACAGCUGUAGAGGAGAGAAAAUCAGAGACUCACAGAGAUCAGACAUCAGUGAUGCUGUUACACUGACUGUAUCAGACUCAAAUCCUGAACUCACAUCAGAUACUGCAGGAGCUGCACUGACAGGAAACACGGUGACUCUGAUCUGUCACAUGACUCAGACCGCUGGAUGGGACUUUUACUGGUACAAACACACACAGAACUCUGAGAAAAACAAGACAGAAACAAACUCCUACAGAGUCCAUAUUGAUUCAGUGUCUGAUGGAGGUCAGUACUGGUGUAGAGCUGGAAGAGGAGAACCAGUUUACUACACAAACUACAGUGAUGCAUUGUGGGUCAAUGUCACAGCUCAACGUCCCUCAGUGUCUCUGAUCAUCAGUCCCAGCAGAAGUCAACACUUCUCAUCUCACUCUCUCUCUCUGAACUGUGAGGAUCACAAUAACUCCACUGGAUGGACAGUGAGAAGAAACACAGACAGUGAGAGAAUGAAAGAUUGUUCAUCUACAGGAUCUACAUGUGAAAUCAGCUCCCUUAAAACAUCUGACACUGGAGUGUACUGGUGUGAGUCUCAAUCUGGAGAACACAGUCCUCAUAUUAACAUCACAGUACAUGAUGGUGAUGUGAUUCUGGAGAGUUCUGUUCAUCCUGUGAUUGAGGGAGAUACUCUGACUCUACACUGUUUACAUCGAUCUACAAACUCCUCGAUCCUCACAGCUGAUUUCUAUAAAGAUGGAUCACUCCUCCAGAAUCAGACGACAGGAGAGAUGAGCAUCCCUACUGUCUCAAAGUCACAUGAGGGUUUCUACUCCUGUAAACACGGAGAGAGAGGACAGUCACCCGAGAGCUGGAUCUCAGUCAGAGACCGUACAUCUACUCAUCUGGUGAUUUGGGUGGUUGUGGGUCUGAGUGUCGCCGUGUUACUCCUCAUCUCACUGAUCCUGCUGUGGAGAUACAAACACAACAAAGAUCAGCAGUGUAUCAACCAACAGACAUCAGUUCAAAAUCAGAGGACACGACCUGGAGAAUCCCCGACAGAAAACUGUCCUCUACAGUCUGCAGGUUGUGAUCACAUUUAUGAUGAUGUGGAUACAAACUAUAAGAAGAGCACAGCAGAUGAGGUCACAUAUUCAGAGGUCACUAUUAAAAACAAGAUAUCUGUGGAUAAAGAUGAUUUGCCCGUGGCAAAUAAUGCGACAUAUUCAGAAGUCAGAAGAAAAGUAAAGAAAUUCAGAAGCAAAGACGUUGAGACUGCAGGACCCGCCGAUUUGACUUACGCCCAGAUCAACAUUCACAACACAAAGGAAGCCAAGGGCAAAGAUGCUGGAAAAAGCUUCAGAGAUGUUUUAAUUGAAAUGAAAACUAAGGACAAUCAAAGAGGGAAAAGCAGUGAGUGUGAAGACACUGUUUACUCUGAUCUGAAGCAGAACACAGACAGAGGUGGCAGUGCUGGAGUCGAUGCAACUUAUGCUCAAGUUUUUAAUCACCGAAAGAAAAAACCCGCAAGAAUUGAUCAAGUUUACAUGUAGAAGAAACGCUGAAAUCAAUCAAUGAUCAUUAAUUAAAAAAGACACCUGACAAGACAAAACUGGAUUUCCAUGAGAUUUUGAGAUGUUUUUUAUCCAGUCUUGACGUCAACAUGUAAUGAGAGAAUGCCGUUAAAUGCCUUUACAUGCAAAAGUUCGGAUCAUGUUUCUUGUAUUUUGUGUCGGGAAGUUUGUACACAAACCUUCUGCUUUUAUAAUGCGCUUAUUUUAAAUGUGUGUUUAAUAGUGCAACAUUUAUUGUAGUUGGGACACUUUCUUGUUUAAGUUCAGAAUUUGCUCUUUCAUGUAAAUUGUAAAAUAACUCUUACAUUAUAAACCUGCGUAUGUGUGUUUCUAUGUUUCUAUAAUGUCAGUGUAACUAUAUUCACCUUUAAAUUAAUUAUAUUUUCUGUCUGUUCUGCAGCGCCUCAAAGUUACAAGAAUCACUUUAACUUUAAUAUCAGUAAUAUUUUCAUCAGAUAAACACAGUCUUCAUGUCUGUACUGAAGAUGUGCCCGUAUUUAUGAGGAUUUUGCCAAGAGAAUAAGACUUUUAUUUAAGGUUUAUUUUUCAUGUUUUUGGAUGAGUUCAUUGAUUGUUUGAACAAUUUCUCAGAUUUUCUGUCAUUUUUAUGUAAAAUACAAAUAAAA
Messenger RNA from Xyrauchen texanus (razorback sucker), 3522 nucleotides. RefSeq names its product Fc receptor-like protein 3. The record is from RefSeq and is a predicted model, not a curated record. Lineage: Eukaryota; Metazoa; Chordata; Actinopteri; Cypriniformes; Catostomidae. Bases 20 to 2875 code for a protein of 951 amino acids. Gene Ontology annotation, biological process: cell surface receptor signaling pathway. Gene Ontology annotation, molecular function: transmembrane signaling receptor activity. The transcript has 19 exons.